Molecule: messenger RNA, 3642 nt
Organism: Mauremys reevesii (Reeves's turtle)
Lineage: Eukaryota; Metazoa; Chordata; Testudines; Geoemydidae
Gene: RNF6
Product: ring finger protein 6
Exons: 7
Coding region: 782-2848 (688 amino acids)
Biological process (GO): ubiquitin-dependent protein catabolic process; positive regulation of DNA-templated transcription; protein ubiquitination
Cellular component (GO): nucleoplasm; cytoplasm
Molecular function (GO): ubiquitin protein ligase activity
Source: RefSeq, a predicted model, not a curated record
GGCCACCCGGACGGGAAUCAUCGCUCCGCCUCCAGCGCGCGGGGCAGGGGAAUCGGCUUCUUUCCGGCGCUGGCGAGGGGUGAGCAGGGCCGGUGCGUGCCGCCACCCCCACGCUGGGCCCCCGGCCCUCCCGCCGGGCUCUUCCCCUUGCCCUCGGCUCAGCGGGCGGCUCCGCGCAGCGGGGAGGGGGUGUCGCCCCGGGCCGGGCCCCUCUGCAGCGCCCGUGGUUUUCUUCAAAGCCCGGGGACCUCAUCGCACCUGGAGGGUCAGAUUUGACAGCAAUGUCGUGUGUGCCUGUCUGCCAGGGAGGCCUCCUCAUCUAAACUCAACCCUCACCCUCCUGGCAGCCACAGGAGGGCCUUUCAGAAAAUGAUUACUUAUUUGAAUCCUGGAUACAAAUUAAUGGAAAGAGGCCAAGAGGAGAAAUAAUCUAUAUAGUGCUUUGAUUAAAGGCUGAUGCUGUACAACUGUAGCACUUCAGUAUAGAGACUGUCUACAAUACAUCAACUGGAAGAGUUCGCCCAUCAGCAUUGGUAAUUCACCUCUCAGAGGCUGUAGCAGAAGGAACAAAGAGUGUGUGCGAGAGUCUAGUCUUUCCUCUGUGAUGCUGAGCUUGACAUAGUUAUGCAUCCCUUUGUCAGUCUGCAGUUUGGAUGAGAGACUUGGAAGAAAAACCUAAAAACACUAUCAGAAGUGAAGCAAUUCCCCAGCAUGGUGCUAUAGGGCUUAUAUUGCUGGAAGUGGUAUCCCUUAUAUGUGAGAACAGCCUGUUUAUCUCAGCAUGGAUCGAUCUAGGUCUCGUUUUGGGGGAGGUGAUGAACAAGCCUCUCCCCUAGAACGCAGUCAUGGUGAAGAUGAGAGACAGUGGCAGCAGGAGCGCCUUAGCAGAGAGGAGGCCUAUUACCAAUUCAUUAAUGAACUCAGUGAUGAAGACUACAGGUUAAUGAGAGACCACAAUCUUCUUGGCACUCCUGGAGAAAUAACAGCAGAAGAGCUACAGCAACGUUUAGAGGGGGCAAAGGAGCAUCUAGCAUCCCAAACUGAUGUAGAAAAUAGGGAAGGUGAAGGAGAAACUGCUGGAGAUUCAGAGGUUCUUGGGGAAAAUUCAAAUGGUGACUCUCUGCUAGAGUGGCUGAACACCUUUCGUCGCACAGGAAAUGCUACUCGCAGUGGACAGAGUGGAAACCAAACUUGGAGAGCUGUGAGUCGGACAAAUCCAAAUAGUGGGGAAUUCCGGUUUAGUCUUGAAAUCAACAUAAAUCAUGAACAUAAUAGUUUUGAAGCUUCUGGUGAUGAAUAUAUGGACAUUUCACACUUGGAUACUAGCACAAUGCAUAUGGACAAUCGACAUCAAAGAGCGGUCAGUCCAGUAGCUACACGAACUAGGAGCAGGACCUCAAGAGAUUCUAAUGGUGAAACUUCUAACACUGCAAGGACCAGAACUGUGAGAAAUUCUCUGGUACAAAGCACUGAAGAAACCUCUUCUCCUGUCUUGGGAAGGCUCAGAAGCAGAACUAGGGAGUCAACAGGCCUUUACAGAACAAGAAGCACUGCACGUAAUAUUUCUUCAGACACUGGUGAACACAAUGUUGUUAGGCUAAGAGAAAUGCAAGAAACAGUUACAUCCACUGGUCUCCAGAGAGGUAGAGCUAGAGCUAAUGUUCAGAUGAAUACAAGACAAAGACUAGGAAUUCUAAGGUUAAGAUCUACUUUGAGUAGUCGAAGCCGUUCUCCAUUGCAAAGACAAGAUGGCUCUACUAAUUCUGGGGAGCAUGGUCUGAGGCAAAGUAGGAAUUUACAGCAAAUCUCUAGAAGGUCUACUAGGAGAUAUACAGCUCAGCUGCCCUCUGAGCCAGAUGAACAAACAGUAGGUAGCACACAGACACCACGAUUUUUUAAUUCAGCCCCAACAUUGGGCAUAACAUUGGAAGAGGAUGAAUCUAGUAGAUCAACAGCUGCAGUUAGGAGACAUCCAACUAUUACACUAGAUCUUCAGGUGAGAAGAAUUCGCCCUGGGGAAAAUAGAGAUCGGGAUAGUAUUGCUAGUAGAACGCGCUCUAGAGUGGGAAUGGCAGAAAACACAGUUACUUUCGAAAGUGAUAGUGGUGGAUUUCGCCGUACAAUUUCCCGAUCAGAACGUGCAGGUAUACGAACCUACGUUAGCACUAUACGGAUACCUCUUCGUAGGAUUUCAGAAACUGGGGUUGGUGAACCUUCAUCAGUAGCUCUUCGGUCAAUUCUAAGGCAAAUUAUGACUGGUUUUGGAGAACUAAGCUCCUUAAUGGAGACUGAAUCGAAUUCAGAAAUUCAAAGGGGCAGCCAGCACUUAUCAGGUAUACAAUCAGAGCUGAAUAACUCACACACAGUAAAUGAUAAUAGUGAAUUAAGUGAGACUUCAGUUAGGCAUAGAUAUGUUGAAGAAGGCAGUAGUGAAACAAAUGGAGAGAAUGAUGGGACUCAACAUUAUAGUCUCAAUAAUGAAAAUCGGGAGAGCAGACAGUCUCAAGAAGCAAACAACUUGGUUGAAAAUGGAACACUGCCUAUUCUUCGUCUUGCACAUUUCUUCUUGUUAAAUGAAGAUGAUGAUGACGAGCACUUGAGAGGUUUAACCAAAGAGCAGAUUGACAAUCUGUCUACCCGGAACUAUGGGGACAGCCACACAGAGAGUGAAAUAAGUAAAACAUGUAGUGUUUGUAUCAAUGAAUAUGUAACAGGGAACAAGCUAAGGCAGUUACCAUGCAUGCAUGAGUUUCAUAUUCAUUGUAUUGAUCGCUGGCUUUCUGAAAAUUCUACUUGCCCCAUUUGUCGGCAGCCUGUAUUAGGGACUAACGCAGCAGACAAUGGAUAAAGUUAUUUAUAUUGUUUAGUAUUCCGUUAAUUGCUAUAUUUAUGGUGAGCCAAAUAGGAUGAAUUAUCAUUUGGAUAAGGGUACAUUUGCGUGGAGAUUUUUGUUAGACUUGUUUAAAGAUAUAGGAAAGUUGCCUAAACUUAGUGUAAAUACUAUGUUUCUCCUUCCAAAGUGCAGAUCUAGUAGUAUGUGUAGAGCCAAAUGAUAUUAAAAUUUAUAUUUUUUUAGGUAAUAUUUUUAUGCUAAGCACUUUUGUAAAUAUAGAAAUGUAAUAGUUAAUCAGUCCUGCUAAAUGUAUGUUUGUUUUUAAUGGUGUACUCACUUUAUUUAGAUUACGCAUGGUUUCACACAGGCUGACUACUGUGUUGAGAAAUUGGUGUCUAAAUAACCAUUCAUUAGCUUUUUGUUCUAAGAACAAUUUCUUUUACAGAAGGAUAUCUUGCUGGACAUGUUUGCUAAAGAUAUUUAAGUUACUUGAAAGGCUCAAUUUAAUACACAGUAUAUUUUUUUAAUAUUGAAAUAUCCUUUCUGAAAACCUGCAAGUUUGGUUCUAUUUAAGCUUCUUUAUAGCAAUUUUUGCAUGUGGUUUUACACAAUGCUUAAUGUUGACAAGUUCUUAUUUGAAAGUGGAUUGGAUUAGUAACAUUUUGAAAUGUACAUAAUUCUAUGCAGUGUCUCUGGCAGUCGCUGUCUUUCAAUAGACAGCAAUCAGAUCAGUCAAAAUGACAAUUCUAAGAAUGCCUGCCUCAUUUGAAUAUAAACACUUGUUGAAAAAAAUAAACAUUUUAAGAGGU